Syzygium oleosum is the source of this 577-nucleotide messenger RNA. RefSeq names its product L-type lectin-domain containing receptor kinase IX.1-like. Bases 14 to 577 code for a protein of 187 amino acids. NCBI's taxonomy places the organism in Eukaryota, Viridiplantae, Streptophyta, Magnoliopsida, Myrtales, Myrtaceae. The record is from RefSeq and is a predicted model, not a curated record. Gene Ontology annotation, molecular function: carbohydrate binding. The transcript has a single exon.
CCAACCAAAACCCAUGUUCAGUAUGCCGCGCGCCGCUCCCCGUUCUCUUUCUUUGCGCGCUCGCUUGAUCUUGUUCUGCCUUGUCUGCUGUCCUUUCAUUCCCUCUGUUGCUCCUCUGUCCUUCAAUAUAGACAGCUUCGACAUGGAUUUGAGCGACAUAUUGUACGAAGGAGUCGCGACGGCCACGAACGGAUACGUCGAUCUCACCACAGGCAAUCCUCCGCAUCGCUACCAGGUGGGCCGGAUUAAGUAUGCCAAGCCCGUCCACAUAUGGGAUCCUCUCACGGGGGGCCAAGCGGACUUCUCAACCCGUUUCUCGUUCACCAUCGACACUGACGGCUCUGCACAGUACAGCGAUGGCCUGGCCUUUUUCCUCGCUCCUGUCGGGACCCCGAUCCCGCCCAACUCGGCCGGUGGAUUCCUGAGAUUGUUCAAUGCUAGCACGGCUAAUGAGGAGCCUCGGAACAGCAUCGUCAUGGUCGAGGUCAACACUUUUGUGAACCCGGAGUUCGAUCCCCCAAUGCAUCGCAUAGGAAUCAAUAAGAACUGGCUCUUGUCCGUCGUUUCUAUGGCCUAG